UUUUUUAUUUUUCAAAAUUCAAAUCAAGAACCCGUGUCUGCCAGCUGCCAUUUUUCCACCCCACAAGGCCACAACCACAACCGGUCUACGCUUACCAUCUUUUUGUUCAGACACAUCCAACGGUCCAGAUUUCAUCCCCUCCAGAAGCACACCCCUUCCCUUCCCCAACGCAAUCAUCGCCCUCCCUUCCUUUCCCUUUUCCCCCUUUUCUUCCCCCAAAAUUAGCCACUCCUCUCCUUCCUCUUAACGCCACAGUCUUCCCCUUCCUCGCGAUUCCAUUCCCAAGAAGAAAACACCCAACCAGGAAUCGAAAAAUCCAGAUCUAGUUCUCCCUACAGUCAAAUCAAUCUCCUUCUUCCCCCCCAGAUGGCAACAUCCGCUCGCGAAGAGAACGUCUACAUGGCCAAGCUCGCCGAGCAGGCCGAGCGCUACGAGGAGAUGGUCGAGUUCAUGGAGAAGGUCUCCGCCUCCAUCGACGGCGAGGAGCUCACCGUCGAGGAGCGCAACCUCCUCUCCGUCGCCUACAAGAACGUGAUCGGCGCCCGCCGCGCCUCCUGGCGCAUCAUCUCCUCCAUCGAGCAGAAGGAGGAGAGCCGCGGCAACGAGGACCACGUCAACAUGAUCCGCGACUACAGGACCAAGAUCGAGACCGAGCUCUCCAACAUCUGCGACGGGAUCUUGAAGCUGCUCGACACCAGGCUCAUCCCUUCCGCCGCCUCCGGCGACUCCAAGGUCUUCUACCUCAAGAUGAAGGGCGAUUACCACAGGUACCUCGCCGAGUUCAAGACCGGCGCCGAGAGGAAGGAGGCCGCCGAAAGCACUCUCACUGCUUACAAAGCUGCUCAGGAUAUUGCAAAUGCUGAAUUGGCUCCGACCCACCCGAUCCGACUAGGAUUGGCUCUCAACUUCUCAGUCUUCUACUAUGAGAUCCUCAAUUCUCCUGAUCGCGCCUGCAACCUCGCCAAACAGGCAUUUGAUGAAGCAAUCGCAGAGUUGGAUACCUUGGGCGAGGAAUCCUACAAGGACAGCACCUUGAUCAUGCAACUUCUCCGUGACAAUCUCACCUUGUGGACCUCCGAUAUGCAGGACGACGGGGCGGACGAAAUCAAGGAGGCAGCAUCUGCGCCCAAAGGUGCCGAGGAGCAGCAGUAGAGCUUUUUCGCCGGACCUGGGCGAAUACCAGAUGAAUGUGAGAAUGCAAAUGAAGGGUGAACUUCCUCCUCCUCCCCCUAAGCGUUUUAACUUGGAGAUGGUUUGGCGUGCCUCCCUUUGUUACUUGCAGGUUUUAGGCAAAAAAAGAAUUAAUUGUUCCUACUGUCUUGGCUUUGGAUUGUGGAAGGGAUCAAGUCGUUCUUUUUCUUUCUUUUUUCUUCCUUCUCCUUUGAUUUUUAUUUAAAUUUUAGUUGGGUCUUUCUUUACUUUGUCCACCCCUCGAAUGUGCCUCUCUGUUUUCCGAAUUGAUAAUAUUGAAGCUUUUUUAUUAAUAUAACUAAAUGCCUUGUUUCUAUGUUGUCAUCGCUAAGCUAGCUUUGUUGUUGAGGAGUUGUCUUUCUUUUGUCGCUGUUUUGCUGUCAUUAGGCUAACUGUUCGGCUGGGCGAUUGAUUAGUUAGAAAGCACCGCGUUGGAUCUGGUUGUGUAGUAUAUUAAAUUGAUUUCGUCCGUUCUGUUUUGCAACGGAAGUGUUUUUUGCUUUUUGAUUUUGAUUGUCGUGGUUAGAAAAAGAAUCAGCUUCGCCACCGUGAUGGUCGGGGUGGAUUGGACAAUGGUCUGACUGACAACUGGCUAUAUCAGAAUCUUGCAAGCUUUGGAAGAUGCUUUGCCACUGUAAUCGAGCGGCGAAUCUACCUAUUCUUCUAUAAACGGCUCAAUUGCUUGACUGACCUGGUAUUGUGUGCUCAUGUUGAAAUUUCACAAUAAAACAACGGACAACAGGAAAUUCUAUCAGGGAGUUAGAAGUUAGGUUAAGUGACAUAUGAAGUCGCCUCUUGUUUUCCCAUGUAUUCUCUCCCGAGUCCUUCGACUACUGCCAUUCGAUGGCAAUUGAACGUGAACCCAUGGAUCCCAACUUGAUCAAAGGAGAUAGAACCAAAUGUUGAUAGGGUUUUGGUCGGAUGCAGG
Linum tenue is the source of this 2119-nucleotide messenger RNA. The record is from the annotation of a GenBank genome assembly. NCBI's taxonomy places the organism in Eukaryota, Viridiplantae, Streptophyta, Magnoliopsida, Malpighiales, Linaceae.